AUGUGCGUCGAACGUCGUGCGAUCUCGACGUCGCGUCGCGCGUCGCGGCGGCCCCGCGCGGCGGUCGCGCGUCGUCGUCCGCACCGCCCGUCCGCUCGCGCCUCUCGCCUCGUCCGUCUCCGAGAGAAUAAAUCUGAAUCCAUCGCGAACGACGCGUCAUCCUUCGCCGCAGGGAAACACGUGGACGCGACCGACGCGAUCGCAGCCGUGUGCCGCGCCUCCGCGCCGUCGUCCUCCUCGACCGCGCUCCCGAGAGAGAUCACCGGCAGCGCGCUGAUUCGCGCGCUCGACGACCUGGGCCUCCGCGCGGACGACAUCCCGAACCGAAUGCUGCAGGCUGUCACCGUGGACGGGCUCGCGCGCGCGAACAAGCGUUUCUCGCGCGGCUCCGCGGUGUCCACGAACCGCCUGACGUGCCUCGCGUGCAUGCUGUGCGGCGGCGCGUUCGACGCGAAGGUAUCGCUGUGCUUCCAGAGCGCGGACGAGGACGAGAGACGAGCGCUGAGCGAGGGUCAGGCGACGCGUUUCUUCGCGCGGGACGCGUUCGCGGUAGCCGCCGCCGCCGCGAAAUCUGCCGGCGACGGCGGCGACCUCGACUGGGCGAGCGACGUGUGGCGGCGGCGGUGCGAGAUGCACUUCAAGGGGAUGAGCGGCAACGCGUCGUCGAAAUCGCUCGAUUUUGAAGCGUUUAAGUCGCUCGUCAGGCAGAGUUUGGACGAGAUGUCCGAAGCGGUGCUGGUGGACGACGGCGGCGGCGGACACGGCGAUGUUGAAAACAGAAACGGUCGAAGCGUUUCCAUCGUGACCGAAGACGCCGUCGCGGGGAAGCACCAUCAUCAGCGGUCGGAGAGCAACGUGAGCGCGGCGUCGGGGGAAGGCGUCGAGCUGACGGCCGCGUCCGGGGUGCUGUUGAAAUUCAUCGACUCGGUCUCGCGGUCGAGGGGCGGGCCCGGUUCCGUGCAUCACUCGAGAGGCGGAUCGAGAGGCGGGGGGUCGUUCGGGAGCUUCGGCGACCUCGCCGCCGCGACGGGUCCGAGUUCAGACGUCAGCGAGCUGAAGCGGUACCACGCCGCGCGACGCGCCGCCGGCGCCGGCGGCGGCGCGGCGGCGGCGGCGAACGCGUCCCCCGGUGAGCGACGAAAUUCCGCGGGAGAAACGCUCUCGGUGCAGAUACCGAGGUCGUCCUCGUAUCACCAGCUCUCGCCGAUCGCGGACGACGACGCGCGGACGGUCGCCGCCGCGAGCGGGUCCGGGUCGCGGAUGCGUCUGACGAAGGAGGAGGAGGCGGAAGUCGCGGCGGCGGCGGCGGCGGCGGCGAAACGUGCGCCGCAGAACAAAACACCGCGCGCUUCGGCUUCGAAGACGCGGCGCGGCGGCGGCGGGGACGACAGCGCGAACGACGACCACUCCACGCCGUCGAACGGCGAACCCCCGCGCGAUGACGACGACGACGACGACGACGAAAAGCGACCGCCGCCGCUCACCGCCGAGCAGCGGAGAAGAGCGGAACUCCGAGCCGCGCUCGCGGCGGCGCAGAGCGAGACGAUUCUCGCGAUGGAGGUCCAGAACCGAGACGGCGGCGCUGAGGACUACGAGUCCGCGAUGCUGUUCGUCCACGAGGUUGGCGUCCGAAUGUUCAUGUACAACAUCGUGAAGAUGCUCAUCGUCAUCGCCAUCGUCGCCGCCGACGCGUCCGUGUGCGUCUGGGUCAUGUUUCACUUUGGCAUCGUCACCGGUCUGUCCGUGGUCAUGGUAAUCAACAUCGCGCUCGCGUGCAUCGUCGGCUACUUUGUGUAUAAAUACAGCGACCGCUCGAAGGGCAAGAUGCACAUGGAGUACGGUCAGCACCUCGUGAAAGGCUUCAGCGACACGAUCAACUCGAGCGCGCUCGCGUCCACGGCGAAUCAGCUCGCGGUGAUCUCGAAGCAGAUGGACGCCGCGGAGCGCAACAUGGAGGAGCGGCGGAACGAGCUCGCGCGCGCAGGGUCGAGCUUGGAGCGGGCGACGAGCUUGGAGAGAGGCGGAGGAGGCGCGCUCUGGGGGGUCGACGACGAUGACGUCGGCGCGAGCGCGGGCGUCGCGUCGCCGGCGUCGCGGCGGUUUAGCGGCGGCGGAGAGUACGAGUACUCGCCGGGUUGGGACGACGCGGCGCGGUCGCCGCGGGGCCUCGACGCGGUGUGA
Molecule: messenger RNA, 2181 nt
Organism: Micromonas pusilla CCMP1545
Lineage: Eukaryota; Viridiplantae; Chlorophyta; Mamiellophyceae; Mamiellales; Mamiellaceae
Exons: 1
Coding region: 1-2181 (726 amino acids)
Source: RefSeq, a predicted model, not a curated record